This is a messenger RNA of Pimephales promelas (fathead minnow), 3196 nucleotides long. RefSeq names its product RAS related 2 (gene rras2). Gene Ontology annotation, molecular function: GTP binding; GTPase activity. Gene Ontology annotation, cellular component: membrane. Gene Ontology annotation, biological process: signal transduction. NCBI's taxonomy places the organism in Eukaryota, Metazoa, Chordata, Actinopteri, Cypriniformes, Leuciscidae. The record is from RefSeq and is a predicted model, not a curated record.
AUCUUGCAGCACAGGCAGUCAGUGCCUGGUAGCGAUUCAGACGAGGGCGUAUGGACUUGAGGCAGCAGUGAAUGCAUUUCCCACAGACUGUGCUCGUACUUUUCUCAUCUCGUACGGAUUACCACUGAGUUCACACUGCGCUUUAACGCCGUAUCGCAUUUUUCCACUGCAAUUCUCCAUCUGAGGGCCUGUCACAGAGUAAAGUGGCUCGGUGUGCGUGUGUUUAGACAGCGGAGCGAGAGCAGCAGCGUGUCCCCGAUGGCUGGCUGGAAGGACGGCUCAGUGCAGGAGAAAUAUCGCCUGGUGGUCGUCGGAGGUGGUGGCGUCGGAAAAUCAGCUUUAACUAUCCAGUUUAUCCAGUCAUACUUUGUCACUGACUAUGACCCCACGAUUGAAGACUCCUACACAAAGCAGUGUGUGAUUGACGAUAGGCCUGCGAGGCUGGACAUCCUGGACACAGCAGGACAGGAAGAGUUUGGAGCCAUGAGAGAACAAUACAUGAGGACAGGGGAGGGCUUCCUUCUCGUCUUCUCCGUCACUGACCGAGGAAGCUUUGAAGAGAUCUACAAGUUUCAACGACAGAUCUUGAGAGUGAAGGACCGGGAUGAAUUUCCCAUGAUUCUAGUGGGUAACAAAGCUGAUCUGGAGCAACAGAGACAAGUUACCCAGGAGGAGGGCCAGCAGCUUGCCCGACAACUCAAAGUCACAUACAUGGAGGCCUCAGCUAAGAUCCGUAUGAACGUAGACCAGGCUUUCCACGAGUUGGUUCGAGUCAUAAGGAAGUUCCAGGAGCAAGAGUGCCCACCCUCGCCGGAGCCCACGCGUAAAGAGAAGGAUAAGAGCGGCUGCCAUUGUGUGAUUGUCUAAUUGGCCUCUCACUGCCGCCACUCACCCAGCUGCUGUCACCAGUCCCUGCCCCCCCACCCUGCCUUCUGACAUCACGUCCUGUGCGGAUGAACUCGCUGCCUUUCUACGUGUGCAUGUCUUCAAAACAGCAGUGUCUCUCAUAGCCUUAUCAGGGGCGUUUGUGCCUCUAGGACUUCACUACUAGAAGAACCAAACUGAAAAAAAUCUUGAUCGAACUCACCAUUCUACCUUCAACUAGAGUACUGACAUCAGUGUGACCUAAAAUAUGGUAAUUGUGCCCCCAACACUAAACAUCGCUCCUUAAAACACACACAAUUCCUUUUUUUUUUUUUUUUUUUUGUAUUUUGAAGGAUUUUUUUCCCUCUUGCCUUGUGACAUUUGUACUUUUGCUGAGACGGAAAGACUAAACGAAACACCAUUGGGAUUGCAGAGGACAUUUAGUCACCGAUCUAGAGUGAGGUGAUGUUCUGAAGCUUUGUGCGCAUGUGUGUGUGUGUGUGUCAUGCCAUAUCUGUUUUUACUUCCAUAUGCUAAGCAGCGAUUGUACAUAAUUGAAGAUUUGUGUGAGUUGAGGCCACCUUUAUAACGACAAAAAUCAGUUGCAGAGUACCGUGUGUGAGGUUGAACCGCUUGUUUUGACAUGAAUUAACACAUUAAUGUUAUGUACAUAGCCUUUAACAUGCCAAUUUUGUCAGCAGUGAAGUCAGAUUCCCAACUUCUGGUUUGAUCAAGAGGCCUUUUUUUUCCUUGUCUUUUUUGUUUGCAUUGUAAGACUUCUUGGCAUGUAUGGAUUUGAUUCUUUCAAAGUGAUAAUUCACCUAAAAAUGAAAAUUCAUUUACUCGCCCAAAUUACUCAUGUGUUCCAAAGCUGUUACAAACCACAUUUUUUUGUCCAUACAAAAGAAAAAAAAUUAAGACGGCCAUAAAUAUUAGAAGUGUAAUUUUUACUGUUGUUCUUUAAAAUACAAUUAUUAAUUUUAUUAUUAUAAAAUAUUAAUAAUAUUAAAUACAAUAUUAAUUAAUUUUUUAUAAUGAAAAAAUAAUAAAUAAAAAUAUUUUGAUAAUAACAGUAAUUUUUAUUAUACAAUCACGUUGAAAGGGGGAUAUAAUUAUUUCUAUUUUUUUUAUUUUUUUUUUGUCCUUAGCUUAGCUUGAACGUCAAUGUUGUUUUAGGCCCGAAACAGAUUUGGAACGACAUGAGAAUUUUCAUCUUUGGUUGAACUAUCUUUAUUGUGAAAUGUAUUCUUCAUGUAGCCAGAUUGUUGAAGCCUUCCUGACUCUCAGCUCCGAUUUCUACAGACUAUCUUCAGACUCAGGUUUCUCCAUUUACAGUGUUUUCACAAUGUGCUGACGAUGUCCGCACGCUCAGAACACAAUAGGUUGUCUGUUCUCUACUAGGUACCCCACCAAGAUUGAUGACUCUGAGAAGUAGACUCUAAAAUAAUUGUGUCUUUCUCUGACCUUGCAUUUCAAUUCACUUUUACACUUUUUUUUUCAGUUUGGAAAUGUAUUUAAGUGACUGAAACAGUGUGACUACUGUUUCAAAGGGACAGUUGAACUGCAAAAAAAAAAAUCAUACAUUAGACAUCAAAAAAAUAUACAUUAGACAUCCACAUUCCCUCAAGACUAUUUUUUAUUUAAUGUGGUUUGACGUCUCACACUUCAAUCUUUUUUUUCUUGCCUUCAUACUCUAAAGGUUCACUAUUGCAUCAUGCCACGAUUUAUUUUCCAGAGUGCAUUUCUGUAUGAGGGAUUCAAACUGUUCAAUUUUUGUGUUUUAUCAUCAUGUAAUAUAAGAAAAAAGAUGGAAGUGAUCUUCUGAAUGGACAUGAUUAAAUGUUUUUACUAUAUACUUUUAUACAUUAUUUUCUUAUCAGACUAGUUAAUGAGUAUUUUUAUAUGUUUGUAAGUGAAAACGCUCUCGCGCCACAAAUGUGUAUAUGUAAAGAGGAGUAUUUAAUUAUAUCUCGUUUUUGUUUUUAACUGAAAAAAGGCCAAUGUAUGUUGAACUGUGGUCCUUUCCUGCUUUCGGUGGACUGAAGCCGACAACUCACGCAAAUAGUCGUCCACCUCAUAGCCUAAAACGCUUCACCGGUGAUCACUGAGUCAACCGUUUUGUGAUGACUCGGGUUCGACUCCUUCCCAAAACCUUGUCCAUGACCAGAUACCAGUUAUCAUCAAAACAGAUCAAGAUGAAAGCUAGUAGGAACAGAAGUGCAUGACUCUUCCUCUUCCCAGAGUCUGUGUACGUCUAAUCCAUACUGUGUUUUAUUUGUCACAUCCCUGUAUAGCCUCUGGUGCUAUAAUAAAAUCUAUGAUUUAUCUGUGA